UAGUAGAUUUCAAAUGAAUGCCCAAUGCAUAUACCUUGAGCGCUUCGAAUGCAAUUUAAAUUGGAAAUUGUACAUGUAAUUGUCGUACUUAACAACAUUUGGAAGGUAAUUUAGAAGCGAUUUGAUGUUAAUGUGAAUGGGGUCAAGUGAUUGAUAUUCAGUCAUUCGAUGGUGAUAUAUUCGUUAGAACGUUGACAGGUGCUGAAUUAAUACUUGGGAUUUAAGAAAUGGCAUCAAAACCGUUUGGUGAUUUAGUUGGUUCCAUCGAUGAAGGAACAUCGUCUGCCCGUUUUGUUUUGUUCAAAGCCGGAACCGCCGAUAUCGUUUGCUAUCAUCAGAAAGAGCUGCGCAGUAUCACACCCAACGAAGGAUGGGUUGAACAAGACCCAGUGGAAAUUCUUAACGUUGUCAACGAAUGCAUCGAAAAGACUGUUGAAAAAUUAAUCGCACUAGGCGGUAGUGCUAGCGACAUUGUUGCUGUUGGUGUAACCAAUCAAAGAGAAACGACGAUCAUAUGGGACCGUCACACGGGCAAACCAAUGUACAAUGCCAUCAUUUGGAUGGAUGCUCGGACAUCGAGCACAGUCGAUGAACUGGCCGCCAAGUCAGCGGACAAAGAUAAAGAUUAUUUCCAAAAAGUAUGCGGCCUGCCAUUGUCAACCUAUUUCUCUGGCGUGAAAUUGCGAUGGAUGAAAGACAAUGUGCCACAAAUAGCCGAAGCGAUUGAGAAAAAUGACUGCCUAUUUGGCACAAUUGAUACAUGGCUGUUGUACCAUCUAACCGGUGGAAUUUCGGGUGGCGUUCACGUGACGGACAUAACAAAUGCAUCUCGCACAAUGCUCAUGAACAUUAAGACUUGCCAAUGGGAUCCAGAAAUGUUGGAAUUCUUUGGUGUAUCCGCCACAAUUUUGCCAGAAAUUCGGUCAAGCUCCGAAGUAUAUGGUCUUUUCUCUGAUGGUACAUUGAAAGGUAUUCCACUAGCCGGAUGUCUUGGUGAUCAGCAAGCCGCUCUUGUUGGUCAACAAUGCUUCGAAAAGGGUCAGGCGAAAGCAACUUAUGGAACUGGUUGCUUUUUGCUGUACAACACAGGGAAAGAACCAAUUCUAUCGACUCAUGGCCUUUUGACCACAGUUGGCUAUCAAUUUGGUCCGGAUGAUAAACCAACAUAUGCAUUAGAAGGCUCGGUUGCCAUUGCUGGAGCAGCAAUCACGUGGUUGCGUGAUAAUUUGGAUGUGAUUCAAGAUGUGAAGGAAUUAACCGAACUGGUAGAUACGGUCGAAGAUAGUGGUGAUGUGUACUUUGUACCGGCAUUCAGCGGCCUUUAUGCUCCAUACUGGAAGAAAGAAGCUCGAGGGGUGAUUUAUGGACUGACCGAGGAUACUCAACGUGGUCACAUUUUGCGUGCAACACUCGAAGCCGUUUGUUUCCAAGUGCGUGACAUUCUCGGCGCAAUGACCAAGGAUUGCAAUUUCAAUUUGAUUAAAUUGCAAGUUGAUGGUGGCAUGACGGCCAACAAAUUGUUACUUCAAUUGCAAUCCGAUUUGGUGGGCCUCGAGGUAAUCUGUCCGACAAUGGCUGAGUCGAGUGCAUUGGGUGCAGCUAUCGCAGCUGGUCGAGCUGUUAACAAAUGGGAUAUCACCAAACACAUAUCGAUCGGUGAGACGAUUGUGAAGCCAGUUAUCACCGAAGAAGAACGUGACCAUCGGUACAGUCAAUGGAAAAAGGCUAUUGACCGAUCACUUGGAUGGGAUGUAUGACAUUAAAAGUGCCGUUUUUGUUUUUAUUUUUUAUUUUGAAAAAAUCGGGUUUUGGCAUUUUUGUUGCACUUUUACAAAAAAGUCGAUGAUAAUUCUUCUUUUUUUUCUACCUUAAAUGUCAACUGUUGUAUAUAACAAACGAAAUAAAUAAAUAAAAAUAGUCAUUUGGAUAGUA
Molecule: messenger RNA, 1932 nt
Organism: Sitodiplosis mosellana (orange wheat blossom midge)
Lineage: Eukaryota; Metazoa; Arthropoda; Insecta; Diptera; Cecidomyiidae
Gene: Gk1
Product: glycerol kinase
Exons: 6
Coding region: 228-1757 (509 amino acids)
Biological process (GO): glycerol metabolic process; glycerol-3-phosphate biosynthetic process; triglyceride metabolic process
Cellular component (GO): mitochondrion
Molecular function (GO): glycerol kinase activity
Source: RefSeq, a predicted model, not a curated record